UUAAUCUACUAGCAGCCAAUCAAAGAGGAGAACUAGUGUAUAAAUUUUGGCGCCUGGCUGUAAACUGUUAGUUCUUUUCUGCUUUUGUGAAGAUGGCUAGAACGAAGCAGACGGCUCGCAAAUCCACCGGCGGCAAGGCGCCUCGCAAGCAACUGGCUACCAAAGCUGCCCGGAAAAGCGCUCCUGCGACCGGGGGCGUGAAGAAGCCCCAUCGUUACCGGCCGGGCACUGUGGCCCUGCGAGAAAUCCGCCGCUACCAGAAAUCCACCGAGCUGCUGAUCCGCAAGCUGCCUUUCCAGCGCCUGGUGCGCGAGAUCGCUCAGGAUUUCAAGACGGACUUGCGCUUCCAGAGCUCGGCCGUGAUGGCGUUGCAGGAGGCGAGCGAAGCUUACCUGGUGGGGCUGUUCGAGGACACCAACCUGUGCGCUAUUCACGCCAAGAGAGUGACCAUCAUGCCAAAAGACAUUCAGCUGGCCCGGCGCAUCCGUGGGGAGAGGGCUUAGAAGAUGCUGGUGCCGCUUACGUGAUUCUGAAACCCAAAGGCUCUUUUAAGAGCCACAA
Messenger RNA from Rhineura floridana, 561 nucleotides. Its product is annotated as histone H3. The record is from RefSeq and is a predicted model, not a curated record. Gene Ontology annotation, cellular component: nucleosome. The coding region runs from base 93 to 503 and encodes 136 amino acids. Gene Ontology annotation, molecular function: protein heterodimerization activity; DNA binding; structural constituent of chromatin. The transcript has a single exon. NCBI's taxonomy places the organism in Eukaryota, Metazoa, Chordata, Lepidosauria, Squamata, Rhineuridae.